AUGCUGGGCCUGCUGGCUCUCCUCCUGCACUGCCUCCCGCUGGCCGCCUGGGACUAUGACAUCUGCAAGUCCUGGGUGACCUCGGACGAGGGCCCCACCUGGGAGUUCUACGCCUGCCAGCCCAAGGCCAUGCGCCUGAAGGACUAUGUCAAGGUGAAGGUGGAGCCAAAGGGCAUCACGUGCGGAGACCCCCCGGAGAGGUUCUGCUCCCACGAGAACCCCUACCUGUGCAGCAACGAGUGCGACGCCUCCAACCCGGACCUGGCCCACCCGCCGCGGCUCAUGCUGGACCGGGAGGACGAGGGGCUGGCCACCUACUGGCAGAGCGUCACGUGGAGCCGCUACCCCAGCCCGCUGGAGGCCAACAUCACGCUGUCCUGGAACAAGAGCGUGGAGCUCACGGACGACGUGGUGGUGACCUUCGAGUACGGCCGGCCCACCGCCAUGGUGCUGGACAAGUCGCUGGACCACGGGCGCACCUGGCAGCCCUGGCAGUUCUACGCCGAGGACUGCGCCGAGGCCUUCGGCAUGCCCGCCCGCCGGGCCCGCGACCUGGCGGCAGCGGGCGCGCACCGCGUGCUGUGCACGGAGGAGUACUCGCGCUGGGCCGGCGCCCGCAAGGAGAAGCACGUGCGCUUGGAGGUGCGGGAGCGCUUCGCCAUCUUCGCCGGCCCCGGCCUGCGCCACAUGGACCAGCUGUACGCGCGUCUGGAGAGCGCCAAGGGCCUGCGAGACUUCUUCACGCUCACCGACCUGCGGCUGCGGCUGCUGCGGCCCGCGCUGGGCGGCACCUACGUGCAGCGGGAGAACCUGUACAAGUACUUCUACGCCAUCUCCAACGUGGAGGUCACCGGCAGGUGCAAGUGUAACCUGCACGCCAACCUGUGCUCCGUGCGCGAGGGCAGCCUGCAGUGCGAGUGCGAGCACAACACCACGGGCCCCGACUGCGGCAGGUGCCGCAAGAACUUCCGCACGCGGUCCUGGCGGCCCGGCUCCUACCUGCCGCCGCCGCACGGCUCCCCCAACGCCUGUGCUGCCGCGGGCUCCGCUGUUGGCAACUGCGAGUGCUACGGCCACUCCAACCGCUGCAGCUACAUCGACUUCCUCAACGUGGUCACCUGUGUGAGCUGCAAGCACAACACGCGGGGCCAGCACUGCCAGCACUGCCGCCUCGGCUUCUACCGCAACGGCUCUGCAGAGCUGGACGACGAGAACGUGUGCAUCGAGUGCAACUGCAACCAGAUCGGCGCCGUGCACGACCGGUGCAACGAGACCGGCUUCUGCGAGUGUCGCGAGGGCGCGGCGGGGCCCAAGUGCGACGACUGCCUCCCCACGCACCACUGGCGCCAGGGCUGCCACCCCAACGUGUGCGACGACGACCAGCUGCCCUGCCGGAACGGCGGCACCUGCGUGCAGAACCAGCGCUGCGCCUGCCCGCCCGGCUUCUCCGGCCCCCGCUGCGAGCGGCCCCGCUGCGCCCCCGACGGCGGCGGCGGCGGCCCGGACUGCGACCGCGCGCCCGGCGCCGCGCCGCGCCCCGCCACGCUGCUGGGCUGCCUGCUGCUGCCGGCGCUGGCCGCCCGCCUGGGCCGCUGA
Molecule: messenger RNA, 1596 nt
Organism: Pipistrellus nathusii (Nathusius's pipistrelle)
Lineage: Eukaryota; Metazoa; Chordata; Mammalia; Chiroptera; Vespertilionidae
Source: the annotation of a GenBank genome assembly